This is a messenger RNA of Pollicipes pollicipes, 1017 nucleotides long. RefSeq lists its product as uncharacterized. Gene Ontology annotation, biological process: monoatomic ion transport. Gene Ontology annotation, cellular component: membrane. NCBI's taxonomy places the organism in Eukaryota, Metazoa, Arthropoda, Thecostraca, Pollicipedomorpha, Pollicipedidae. The transcript is spliced from 3 exons. Bases 310 to 1017 code for a protein of 235 amino acids. The record is from RefSeq and is a predicted model, not a curated record. Gene Ontology annotation, molecular function: extracellular ligand-gated monoatomic ion channel activity.
UCUGAUCACAAAAGAAACGACAGAUUUAAGAGCCAGUCGCAUAAGCAUGCGAGAGCGCUGCCAUGCAAGAAUGGAGCUGGGUUUAAAGCCUGUAAGUUGCUCCGCGCAUUAGUCCUUUUAGCUACGGUUUUAGCGGUUGGCAGUGCAAAUCUCAUCGAAGGAAGAUCAGCCUCCAUACAACCACGUAACGGAUCAGUCCUAUCCAACACAACAAACACUUCGAAGCUUCAGCCAGGCAGCGGCGAUGAAUCCGACCCUCUCCAUCUGGCUUGCGCCGAGAUAUCUUUGGUAUGCCAUCAUUACAACCGGAUGGUGCCCCAGUCUAUCAACUUCACUGCGGAGGAACGAGAAAGGAACGUGACAUGUGAAAUAGGGUCAGAGGCAGAACGGUCUGAACAGUGCACGACGGUGGUUCGAAUUAUUGUGGACAUCUUGCAAAUCAAGGAUGUCAACGAAGAAUUCGGUAUAGUCCGCCUUUUGAUGGUGCUCAGACAAUUCUGGUCAGACGGGAGGCUAGACCUUGCUCCCGAGUACAGAGACACCUGCCCGUACAUUCAGGAGGUGAACAAUGGCAGUGCGGGUUAUGUGCCGUCAGAAGCCCAUCGUAAGGUGUGGGUCCCUGAUCUGUACCUCAUUCGAGUCGAGGAAGUGUAUAGACCCGAGAUUCUGGCGGCAGCGGAGACUUUCCGAGUGGACGAGCACGGUAACGUCACCAUGCACUCGCCGUCGACAUCCUACAUCAAGGCCAUCGACGUCUGGAUGUUCGUGUGCCUGUUGUUCGUGUUCGCCGCCGUCGUCGACUGCCUGAUCGACAUCCGGCUGCUGUUUGUCGUCUCGCAGUCGUACAAGCAAGAACGGCUCGGGUUUCUCACGCCCGUGUCGGUGGCGCUGGUCGAGAACCGCCGCGUCUUCGACGACCUGUUCGGGGGGCUGGACGACGAGCCCGCCGCCACGCCGUCCGUCUUCUUCGACGCGCCGAGUCGGCCGGAGCUGCCCUGGCAGAAGAGAUGCGGCUAG